Prorocentrum cordatum is the source of this 366-nucleotide messenger RNA. The record is from the annotation of a GenBank genome assembly. NCBI's taxonomy places the organism in Eukaryota, Dinophyceae, Prorocentrales, Prorocentraceae.
CCACGGCGUCGAGGGGGCGGGGAGUGGGAGGGAGCAUGGGCGGAGGAGGAGGAGGAGGAGAAGGAGGAGAGGGAGGAGGAAAAGAACCGACAGCAGGAAAAGCAGCGGGUGGAGCGGGGACUGCAGCAGCGGGGGCGGUGCCCAGCAGCAGAUGCCCUGCCCUGCCCCGACGGGGCGCCGGGCCGCGGCCCCGCGGAGCGGACAGGGCCGGCGUGCGCCGCCCGCCCAGCAGGCGCGCCGGGCCUCCCCGAGGGGCCGGCGCCGGCCCUCCACGAGAGAGGCCGGCGCGGCGAGGCCUGCCCGGCAGCCGCCUGCGUGGCUUCGGCACGCGGGGGCGUGUCGGGAUGCUGGCUUCUGGUCGGGUAG